AUGUCUAACCCACGUGUAUUUCUGGACAUUGAAAUCAGAGCUGGGGCGAAAGUGCUGCACAGUGGAAGAACUAUCUUAGAGUUACGCGCUGAUGUCGUUCCCAAGACAGCCGAGAACUUCCGCGUCUUAUGUACUAGAGAAGCUGGCCAGGGUUACAAAGGUUCUACCUUCCAUCGUGUUAUUCCAAAAUUCAUGAUUCAAGGCGGUGACUUUACUGCACACAACGGUACCGGAGGACGCUCAAUCUAUGGCAACAAAUUCGAAGAUGAAAACUUUAUUCUGAAACAUACUGGUCCAGGCGUGUUAAGCAUGGCUAAUGCGGGCAAGAAUACUAAUGGGUCUCAGUUCUUUAUUUGCCUCGAGCCGACUCCCUGGCUUGAUGGUGCCCAUGUAGUGUUUGGAAAUGUCGUCGAAGACCAGAUGGAGAGUUUAAUCGUCGAUGAAUUGAAAAUAUUUCUCAAUGUAGGGAUGGAUACUGUUUACCAAAUAGCGGAAUAUGGUACUAGUAGUGGCUCACUAAAGAAAGUGGGAAGUGAAAGUGUACAGCAACAACUUCACAUGUUAUAA
Paraglomus occultum is the source of this 567-nucleotide messenger RNA. Lineage: Eukaryota; Fungi; Glomeromycota; Glomeromycetes; Paraglomerales; Paraglomeraceae. The record is from the annotation of a GenBank genome assembly.